Mesocricetus auratus (golden hamster) is the source of this 2467-nucleotide messenger RNA. RefSeq names its product syntaxin 11 (gene Stx11). Gene Ontology annotation, biological process: synaptic vesicle fusion to presynaptic active zone membrane; intracellular protein transport; exocytosis. Gene Ontology annotation, molecular function: SNAP receptor activity; SNARE binding. The record is from RefSeq and is a predicted model, not a curated record. Lineage: Eukaryota; Metazoa; Chordata; Mammalia; Rodentia; Cricetidae. The coding region runs from base 173 to 1036 and encodes 287 amino acids. The transcript has 2 exons. Gene Ontology annotation, cellular component: SNARE complex; plasma membrane; synaptic vesicle.
GCGGGGACAGUGGCGUCCAGAUGCGGUCGGGGUGGCGCACGGCUCGCACCGCGCCUGAGAAGUGCAGCCGGAGCCGGUGAGAAGCGCAGGCAGCAGGGCCGGCGGGACACACGCGCCCGGUUUCCUCCGGGAGUCCCGUCGCUGGAUCAGCGCCCCGCCGAAUCACGGCAAAAUGAAGGACCGGCUUGCAGAACUUUUGGAGUUAUCCAGGAGCUAUGACCAGCAAUUCCCAGACGGGGACGAUGACUUUGACACUCCCCACGAGGAUAUCGUGUUCGAGACCGACCAUAUCCUGGAGUCCUUGUACCGGGUCAUCCAGGACAUCCAGGAUGAAAAUCAGUUGCUGAUGAUCGACGUGAAGCGCCUGGGGAGGCAGAACGUCCGCUUCCUCACGUCCAUGCGGCGCCUCAGCAGCAUCAAACGCGAUACCAACUCCAUCGCCAAAGCCAUCAAGACCCGCGGCGAGGGCAUCCACCAGAAGCUGCGCUCCAUGAAGGAGCUGAGCGAUCAGGCAGAGGUCCGGCACGGCUCGCACUCCGCGGUGGCACGCAUCUCGCAUGCACAAUACAGCGCGUUGACCCGUGCCUUCCAGCAGGCCAUGUAUGAGUACAACCAAGCCGAGAUGAAACAGCGCGACAACUGCAAGAUCCGCAUCCAACGGCAGCUGGAGAUCAUGGGCAAGGACGUGUCGGGCGAGCAGAUCGAGGACAUGUUCGAGCAGGGUAAGUGGGACGUGUUCUCCGAGAACCUGCUGGCCGACGUGAAGGGCGCACGGGCUGCGCUCAACGAGAUCGAGAGCCGCCACCGAGAGCUGCUGCGGCUGGAGGGUCGCAUCCGCGAUGUGCACGAGCUCUUCUUGCAGAUGGCUGUGCUGGUGGAGAAGCAGGCAGACACGCUGAACGUCAUCGAGCUCAACGUGCAGAAGACCCUCGACUACACCGGCGAGGCCAAGGCACAGGUGCGCAAGGCAGUGCAGUACAAGAAGAAGAACCCCUGCAGGACCAUCUGCUGCUUCUGCUGCCCCUGCGUCAACUAGCAGCUGGCUUGGGCCUUCACCACCUGUGCCACGAAGGCAGUGUGUUCAAGAUGCCAAUCAAAGGCACCCUGCACUGGCCCAAGAGAGAGGGUCCCGAUGCCUGCAGAAUUCAGAGGCUAAAGAAAGAAAGAUGGAGUUGGUGUGCAAGAUUCAGAACCCGGCACUUGCCUACAAGGAUGGAUGUUUUAGCAUCCUAUGGUUCGUUAAUGCAGACAGAUUACCACUGCAGUUGUGUGACGUCAUUAUAAGAUACCGAGCACUCAGCAUCUCAGGGAAGAACUAAUGUCAUUGCUAAGGUGUGUCUUGAAGACUAAAGGAGGAAGUGAAAUGAGCAUAUGCUAAUAAUAUGAGCACAUUAUCAAAAAUUCUCUUCCUUUACCUUCUCUGGGAAGUUCCUUGGUGCUGUUCGAUUUUGAGUGACAUUCACUUGGGUAUUUCUUAGUUCGGUUCAACUUCGAGUAGCUUUGACAUUGGGUAAACUGGAUUUCAUUCACUUCUGAUUAUUUAUGUUGUGUGAGCCCUGCCUACGUGGAAACUUUACCUCGGCUCUCUUCCCCCACUUAUUAAACUGCACUGAACACACACGACUUCCUGAUCUCUCACCUUUUAUAACUUCCACUGGUUUUAUAUAUAUAUAUACUCAUAUAUAUGAGUAAUUUUUCCAGAUAUUUUAAGCAGCGAAUACUGAGCAAGCACUCAAGUUGAACUUUUUUAAAUCACUCAUUUUAUGUAUUUUUCACAGAAAACAUUUAUUUAAAGUUUGUCCUUGUACUUAAUUUCAUAUGAAUAUAUGUGUAAAUGUAAACUAAUAUUCACUCAUUUGUGUACAUAAUGGCCAAUUGGGUUAGCACUGCUUUUGUAAAUUCUGUAUUUAAAUAAUAAGAACUUUUUUGUGAGUGUCAGUGUUGCCUUGAUUGUUCUGAGUGGAUUUCAUUUCUGUCUGCAUGGUCCACUUCGGGUCAAACUUUAUUUUGAACCACUGUGUGCUGUCAUUGGUGAAGAUGAGUGGGGAAAACACAUGACACAAUCAGAGCCACUAAAAUGAUGUUCUUGGAAAUCAUAAUUUAUCUUACUGUGAACCAUUCCUUAAAGACGUAAAAGCAGAGAGCCUUAAAGUGAAAUCUUUUUUUUCAAAUAAGUUUAAUAAACAUGACACUAUAUCUUUUUGUAUAUUUGUAUCUUGACCCAUUGAAGAUAGUUGGGUUUUUUUCAACUAUGGUUAAACUUUCCCUCCCUCUAAAUACAAUAUGUGUGCAUGAAGCUCUCAACAAAGGAAUUUUCGUCAGUAUGCCCCAAGUUACCAUUUUCAGGUUUUAGAGAUUUGUUUUCACUUGAAAACUUUAAGGUUAUGUUCAAGACCAUGGUCAUACCUCCUGUGUGUUAUCAAUUCUAAAUUCCUUCUAUACAUUAUUAAAUAUGUGAGUGAUUUUA